This is a messenger RNA of Corythoichthys intestinalis (scribbled pipefish), 6293 nucleotides long. RefSeq lists its product as uncharacterized. The record is from RefSeq and is a predicted model, not a curated record. The transcript has 4 exons. The coding region runs from base 24 to 1310 and encodes 428 amino acids. Lineage: Eukaryota; Metazoa; Chordata; Actinopteri; Syngnathiformes; Syngnathidae.
UCGUGUCCUUUUGCGUGGGCACAAUGACGGCCAAGCAUCGGAAGGGGAAAAGCAAUCAUAAACACGAAGAGGACCAUGUCAAAAGUGAGAUUGUGGAAUCCGAAGUUCGAACCGGAGGAAGCAGCUACACGCUUGUAUUGUUUCUGGGACUCCUCGUUGUUGUAGUCGGCGGUGCCACUUCAGCAUGGUUCUGCUACCAGCAGCACCAAACUUUGACCCAAUUGACAGACACUGUUACAGGCCUGCAGAUGAAGGUGGUUAAACUCCAGGCGUCUCAGGAGACCAUGCGACAGACGAGUGAUAAGGUGCACAUUUCAAGUGAUGUAGAAAGUCGCCUCAAUGCUCUAGAAGCGUCUUAUACUUCGGCCCACAAACAGGUCGAUGAGGCCUUUGCUACAGCAUUACAGCUCAAAACAUUGGACCUCCCUGCACAGUUGCUAUCACUCCACACAGAGAUGAAAUCCCGCCUGGCUGAGAUCCAGCAGACUACUGUUUCUGCAGAGCAGAUAAACCAGCUGGAGGCAAGGCUUCAGGGGAAGGCAGAAGAGCUUGAGGGGGUCGGGCUCCUGGUGGAGCGCCUCACUGCUUCGGGCGCCAAUUUAUCUAAGGAGGUUCAAACCGUAAUGGAGCGCCUGGAAGAAGUAGAAUCCAUUCUGGGUGAUGCUGCGACUCUGAAGGAGCAGACUGCACAGCUGAUAGGCCUGGAGGUCCAGCUGAAGUCGUACCAGAGCGAGAUGGCAACUGUCAGAGAAACGUUGCUGAAAGAACAAUCCGAGGAGUUCAAGCAGGCUGAUGUAGAAGAACAGAUCAGUGCACUUCAAAUGAGUGUCCAGGAGCAGAACUCAGUCAGCCAUAGCCUUCACGCUCAACUCAAAGCUCAACUGGACAACCUGCAAUUGCAGGUUACGCAGCUGAUAGGAGAUGUUGAGGAUGCAUCAGCACCCAUGCAGCAAGCAGAAGGAAAGCCAGCUCCUAUUGUCGAGGAAGAGGUUGCCGUUUCAGACAAGGAAUUAGCAGAAAAGUCGGACUCAUCUCAACCACUAGAGGAAAAAUCUGAUGAAGAGGCUUACACUGAGCAGACAGAAACACUGUCCUCUCCAGAAACUGUGGAAACCCAUGCUAAGCUCUCAGAAGGGGAGGAGCCAGAUCUGGGAAAGAUUUUUAGUGACGAAGAGUUUUUGGGGGAGUUACUGCAAGAUGAGGGCGAUGCCAAACCAGAGGAAGAGUAUUUUGAUGAUAAUGAGAGAAUAAUGGCUGCUGAGCAAGGCGAAUUGGAAGAAUCAGAGAUUGGCAAUGAAGGAGAACACUAAGACAAAUGUGAGAAAAUAAGAAAAGCAAAUGAUAGUCACCAGAGGUGGGUUAUAACGUGCUACAUUUUGUCUGUUAUGUUUACUUUUUUUUUUUUAACGACACCAUACUGUUCACUUUUACUUGAAUAGAUUGGUGAGGAAGAAACGCUAUAUGUUUUCCGCAAUUAUGGGCUACACUAGUCGUUACAUUUUUCUUGUUUAUUCUACAUUUUUUACCUUAGUUUUGCCAGAGAUGCCCACAAUGACUCUGCCUGUUUCAACAAUGAGACGUCGCAACAAUAACUAAAUGGCUCCAUUAUACCAGUCACACAUAAAAAUACAGUGACAUGACCAAACACAAUCUUGCAGUCGGAAGUCCUAUGAUCAUGCUGGACUGAUCAAUCAUGUGGCGUAUUCAACGCACCGUAAUCAAUAAACUACCGUAUUGGCCCGAAUAUAAGGCUACGUUCAUACUACAGGUCUUAAUGCACAAAUCCGAUUUUUUUGUCAUAUCUGUUUUUUUGGCGUGCCCGUUCAGACUGCCUUUGUCUAUUGAGACCUUUCAAGUACUACGCAUGCGCACUAAUUCGCAGUCCGACACGCGCUGAGCAAGAUGACCCGCAUGCGAAGAAGCAUCAAAACAAAAAACCACACAUGUUGUCAUCCGUCAUUCCAGGGAUAUCAUAUUUUGCUUUUUAAAAAGAGGACACAAAUAACAGACAUAAAUAAUCCCAGUUUAGGUUUAUAUUCAAAGUAUAUGGAUCGAUAGCAUGCACGCACUGUCCGUGCAUGUCACACACAUAAGCGCAGUUUGCCCCGACUCUCGGCCGUGUAAGCAAUGUUGAAAUAUUGCUUAUAUGGAGCAGACAAAAAACCGAUCAUUCUCAGGCUUAUCCUCAACCCAUUUUUAUUUUUCUUUAUGACUGUUGUCAAGUCCGAACAUUCCUAAAAAGCCGUGUUCAAGGCAAGCUAGGCGCUAAUAACGCACAGCUGCACUGCUACCAUGGCGUCUCUCUCGCUUUUUGAUGACGUAAUUGCUGCAUGAAUUCCGAUUUGAGAGACUGGACAGUACAGACCGCCGCGACAGUCUGGAAAAAUGUGGCCCAGAUCGGAUUUGAACCACAUACGAAAGUGACCCAGAUCGGAUUUUAAAUGGUCAGGCUCUAUGCGACUUGUCACGUUCAGACCGUCAAGUUAAUGCCUCACUCGAGUCGGAAAAACACGAAAAAAUCGGAUUCGUGCAUUAAGACCUGUAGUAUGAACGUAGCCUAAGACGGCCCUGAUUAUAAGACGGCCAUCUCUUUUUCAAGACUCAAUUUUGAAACUAGGCCUGCAAGCAGGACUGAAUGGGCCCUCGCAAUCUAGCGCAACUCGGACGUCUCGCAACUCAGACAGUGUGCAGGUCAGGGUGGUGGCAGAUCGUCCUCUCUAAUCAUCUCAUUAGAACCUAACAUGCUCGAAAGUCGCCUCUUUACAUUCACACACCUAAGAGCUAAAAACCCCUAUUGGAGAGACUACUACAAAAAAGGAGCGAAUAAAGGGUCGUCACGGCAACAGACAGAGACAUGUGGACAUGGGUCGUAAAAUAAGUAUUUCAAAAGGUCUUGAAACUACAAUGACCAACCUGAAAAGAACUGGACAUAUAUUAGAAAAAUGAGUGACUUUCUAUUGCCCCUAGUUGGCGCUGUAGGGUUGAUGCAAAUGACCCCUACAGGACCCUUCAGAGUAUGACUCAACCAUCACGAGAUGUUUGGCGCAGAUAUUUUGUAGAAAUUAUGACUGUUCAAAACUUGUGGUGAGACGAAAUGGCUUCACUCAUUUUCACUUCUCCUGUUGGACUCUUCUGCUUCAACCAAACCUCAGUAUUUUUCAUCAGGCACCUAAACACAUGUCUUAUGGCUCCCCGAUGCAGGUUUCAGGUGAAUAUAUUUUUUCCUUGGAGGAGGAGCCUGUUUAGUAAAAAAAGGCAUUUCCUGUUCCCACUAGGGGGCGCUAGGCCUAAUGGGUAAUGUUUCAAUGCACUCGUGUUAAGGGUGGGAUCCCGCACAUACAUGCCAGAUAUGAAAAAGAUUGAACGUUGUGUCAAGGAGCUAUUAGUCUUUUACUGAAUUUGUCAUUUUGCCGAAAAAAUGGCCAACUUUGGGACCACGCCCAGGUCAGACCCGUGAAUGAAAACGCACCAUUUUAAAAACUUAAGAUCUUAUAUGUCUCCUGAACAGUCUCACCAAUUUUGAAGAUGAUCCAACUAACUCCCUCGGCGAAAAGGUCUCAAAUGUGCACCCUGUAAAUCGAUAAAAAUUUCAUAUUCGAUCCAAAAUAACCGAUUUCCUGUUGGGUUUGGAAUAUGGGUGUAAAUGCUUUUUUGGAGCGGUUAUGGACAAGGUAUAGACUCCCCAAAUUUUGUCGCUCUACGCUGACAGACCCUAAUGUUAUAGGCCAAUUUUUAAAUUUCAAGGGGGCGCCACUGAGCCAUUUUGUUACAUAUUUUUGCAAAGUUGCAAAAUUAUCAAAAUGUACAAUUUUCCGCACGUAUGUGCAAAUUUUGGUGACUUUUCGUGCAUGUUCAGGCCUCCAAAUUGGCCGUUUUCAUUUGCCCUGAAAAAAAAAAAAAAAAAAAAAAAAAAAAAAUCCUUUACAAAACAAUAGGGCCUUCGCACGCUUAGUGCUUGGGCCCUAAAAAUACUUUUUGAACAACAAAUUAAUUUUUAUACAAAAAAUUAUUACAGUACAUCCGAAACAAAUGAUUAUAACAAUAUAUUUGACAGAAAAAGCAUGUUAUUUCGCCUCAUUCAAAUCUUAAUAUCUGAACAUUUAAAUAUGUAAACUAAAGUGCAAUCACAUUAGUAAAUGGAUGCCUUCUGGUUUUUGAAAUGUAAAUAAACCAAUCUAUUGUGAUAAUACAACAAAAUUGCUCAAAAGUUACUCAUUGCUUGAGUAUUCUUUUCAUUGAUUACUCUUUUUUUUUUUUUUUACUUUUUUUGGGGGGGGGGGGUAACUACUUUUACUUGAGUAAUAUUAUUUUAAAGUAACGGUAAUCUUACUUGAGUCAAAUUUUUGACUAAUCUACCCACCUCUGAUAGUAACCUUAUUUAAACUAGUCAAAGUGAUUGAUUGCAGCAUCGCUUCACUGCUAAUAUAUCUCCUUCUUUUUGUGUUCCACCAGUGGGGAAGAACUCCUUCAGUCUCCAGUGACAGUAUGACAAAAAUUCAGUAGAGGCUUCAGUGCUUGCGCUGUGUGCAGCAUACAUUAGUUGACAAGGGUGCUCUCUGAAAGAAAGCUAGUUGGCAAAUUCAGCUACAAAACUUAAGAUUUCAGGUUUAUCUCACAAUAAGCUCACAAAACUCCAAAGCCUUAUUCAGUGAACGCCUUUCUGUCUUUCAACUGAGUAUUUUCCACUUCCUUUGAUAUCUGACUUGUGCACUGUCUGCACAAUAAAUAGCAUUGUCUUGCUCUUGGAUGUAAAAAACAUGGCUUCCUAUGUCUGCCCUCUGAUUGUGUGAGGAGACAAAUGAAAGAAAGUCUUUAACUGUUAAGCUUGGGAAAAUUGAAAAAGAAACAACUGUGUCAUAAUUGGCUUAAUUAAAAAUGUGUAGUCAAUCUUUACGUACCGUAUUUUCCACACAAUAAGGCGCACCUAAAAGCCUUCAAUUUUCUCAAAAGUAGACAGUGCGCCUUAUAAUCCGACGCGCCUUAUAUAUGGAUCAAUAUUGGUUAAUCAUGGCAUGACCUUACGUUUACCACAGCACCAUCUAAUGGAUGCAUAACGCAAGCCCAACCACUACUCCUACUGCUGUGUCUUAUAAUGCGGUGCACCAUUUUUAACAGGGGUCCCAAAACUACGGCCCGCGGGCGGAUACGGCCCGCCUCCACAUUUGGUCAGGCCCCCUGAACAAUUUUCUUUUUUUUUUUUUUUUUACCCAAUAGUGUUAUUUAUUUCCUGGCUUUUUUCUGUGAAGAACCCAGAGAGGGUUAUUUGGUUAUUAUCUAUUUAAUUAAUAGUGUUAUUAUUAUUUACUAUAAUGUAAUAUAUUUUAUUUUGGGCUGUCAAACGAUUAAAACUUUUAAUCAAGGUAAUCACAGCUUAAAAAUUAAUUAAUCGUAAUUAAUCGCAAUUCAAACCAUCUAUAAAAUAUGCCAUAUUUUUCUGUAAACUAUUCUUAAAAUGGAAAGAUAAGACACAAGACGGAUAUAUACAUUCAACAUACUGUACAUAAGUACUGUAUUUGUUUACUAAAACAAUAAAUCAACAAGAUAGCAUUAACAUUAUUCACAUUCUGUUAAAGCGAUCCAUGGGUAGAAAGACUUGUAGUUCUUAAAAGAUAAAUGUUAGUACAAGUUAUAGAAACUUUAUAUUAAAACCCCUCUUAAUGUUUUCGUUUUUUAAUAAAAUUUGUAAAAUUUUCAAACAAAAAAUAAACUAGUAGCCCGCCAUUGUUGAUGUCAAUAAUUACACAAUGCUCAUGGUGCUGAAACCCAUAAAAUCAGUCGCUCCCAAGCGCCAGCAGAGGGUGACAAAACACUAAAAAACACAAGUAACAAAUAGACAUGACACUGUGCUGUCAUUUUAAUCUGUUUGAGUGGGGCAUGUGCGUUAAAUGCGUGAAAUAUUUUAAUUAUAAUUAAAUGAUAAUAUAGAAAAUUAAUUACUGCCCGUUAACGCAACAAUUUUGACAGCCCUAUAUAACAUAUUAUAUUAUCAUUUUUAUUUUAUUUACUUUUGUUCCAUGAAGAAUUCAGAAAGGGUUAUUUGAUUGUGGCUUUCUGAAAAACAAUACUUUUUUACAUUUAGGCACUCCUGCAAUCGUCACUUUUUCUGUUACAAACUGACCCGGCCCCUCAUCAGAGAAGGAAAAAGUUCACGGGAAAACGUUUGGGGACCCCUGCUAUAUACAGUGCCUUGCAAAAGUAUUCGGCCUCCUUGAACCUUGCAACCUUUCGCCACAUUUCAGGCUUCAAACAUAAAGAUAUACAAUUUUUAAUUUUUUGUCAAGAAUCAACAACAA